CUCACUUGUGGUGAAGAGGGGGAAGGCGAUGAAGAGGCGGUAGCUGACGAAAAAUCGACGCAAAAAAAAGGAGAGAACGCCGAAGACGACAAGGAAACCGAUGUGACCAGUCAAGAACAUUUGGUACAGAUGCUGCGCAAGAGAGGUACAUGCGAGGAAUCCCGUCGGCAUUCUGAACGCCCCCACACCUUUUGGGAUACCCAGCCUGUACCAUCGAUGAGUUCUGAGUAUUCCCAGGACAAUGGGCCCCUUGACAACAUCAAAACCCCGGAGGAUGUGCGAUCUGAUCCAUAUCCUCUUCCCGCACAAUUUGAGUGGUGCACUUGUGAUGUGAAUGAUGCCAAAGAGCUUCAGGAAAUCUACACGUUGCUGACGGAGAACUACGUGGAAGACGAUGACAGCAUGUUCCGCUUCGACUAUUCGACGGACUUCUUGGAAUGGGCCUUGAAACCGCCAGGGUAUUUGAGGCAGUGGCACCUCGGGGUGCGGGUCAAGGGAGGUGGCAAGUUGGUGGGCUUUAUUACUGGCAUCCCUGCACAUAUCCAGGUCUUUGAAAAGAAGAUCGACAUGGCUGAGAUCAACUUCCUGUGCGUGCACAAGAAAUUGAGAUCUAAGAGGCUGGCGCCAGUGCUGAUCAAGGAGAUCACCCGGCGCGUGAACUGCGAAAACGUUUGGCAGGCCGUCUACACCGCUGGGGUGGUCUUGCCACGGCCUGUGAGCGAGUGCCGAUAUCACCACCGUUCAUUGAACCCAAAGAAAUUGAUUGAAGUGGGCUUCUCGCACCUUGGCGCCCGAAUGACGAUGGCCAGAACCAUCAAACUCUACAAGGUACCUGAUGCGCCUCAGCUCUCUGGGAUGCGAGAGAUGAAGAAAGCGGAUGUACCCAGGGUGCACUUCCUGGUGUCCACCUACCUCAAGAAGUUCCAGCUGCAUCCCGAACUCUCAGCAGAUGAGAUUGAACAUUGGAUGCUUCCUCGGAAGGAUGUGGUCUACUGCUAUGUCCGCGAGAAUGAGAAAGGAGAGAUCAACGAUGUGUGCUCCUUUUACAAUUUGCCCUCGACUGUUCUAGGUCACGAGAAGCACAACCAGCUUCGGGCAGCGUACUCCUAUUGGAACGUGGCAAACACUGUGCCCUUGCAGGACUUGAUGUAUGAUGCACUGAUUCUGGCGAAGCAGCGUGAUUUUGACGUUUUCAAUGCCUUGGACGUCAUGGAGAACGAGAGUUUCUUGAAGGAGCUGAAGUUUGGCAUUGGAGAUGGCUUUCUGCAGUACUACCUCUACAACUGGAAGUGUCCGAAGAUUGAUCCGCAUGGCAUCGGAUUAGCUUUGGUAGCGGCCAUGAUCAACACGCCAAUGGGGCCACAAGCUGCACCACUAGCCAUGGCUGAAGCGGAUAAGAGCCCGAAGGAGGAGCCAGAGGAAGAAGAGGAGGCGGAAGAGGAGGAGGAUGAAGUCGAGAAUGACGAAACUGGCCAAGCGGGAGGCGAAAAGAAAAAGAAGAAGAAGAAGAAGAAGCCCGCCAAGAAGGAAGGCGCGGCUACCGCAGGCUACCCGGCUCCAGCCAACGGAGAGGAGGAUAAGGAAGAUCCUGAUCAACAGCAGCACCUGCUUCAGAUGCUGCGCAAGCGAGGUCCUUGUGAGGAAUCCAGGAGACAAACGGCCCGAGAACACGCCUUUUGGGAUACCCAGCCUGUGCCAUCCAUGGGCUCCGAGUAUGGUCAAGACAGUGGCCCCUUGGACGAGGUUCGCCAGGUGGAGGACGUGCACGCCGAGCCUUACCCUUUGCCCGACAAAUUCGAAUGGUGCACUUGCAAUGUUGAUGAUGACAAGGAGAUUGACGAGAUCUAUACCCUGCUCACGGAGAACUACGUGGAGGACGAUGACAGCAUGUUCCGCUUCGACUACUCCGUCCACUUUUUACGUUGGGCCUUGAAGCCGCCUGAGUUCCUGAGGAGUUGGCAUUUGGGUGUGAGGGUGCAAGGCGGAGGAAAGUUGGUGGGCUUUAUUACAGGCAUCCCAGCUAAGAUUCGAGUGCUCGAGAAGUCCAUUCAGAUGGCAGAGAUCAACUUCCUCUGCGUGCACAAACGUUUGCGCUCCAAGCGCUUGGCGCCGGUGCUCAUCAAGGAGAUCACACGCAGAGUGAACAGGGAGAACAUUUGGCAGGCGGUGUACACUGCUGGAGUGGUCCUGCCCAGACCCAUCAGCGAAUGCCGCUACUGGCACCGCUCCUUGAACCCCAAGAAGCUGAUCGAAGUGGGCUUCUCCCACCUCGGGGCACGAAUGACCAUGGCCAGGACCAUCAAACUCUACAAGGUGCCCGACGUGCCGCAGCUGCCGGGCAUGCGGGAGAUGAAGAAGGAGGACGUGCCCAAAGUUCACAGCCUGGUGGUGAACUAUUUGAGGAAGUUUACUUUGCAUCCAGAGUUUUCACCAGAGGAGGUGGAGCACUGGAUGCUGCCACGGACCGGCGUGGUCUACUGCUAUGUCCGUGAAAACGAGAAGGGCGAAGUGACGGACGUGUGCUCCUUCUAUAGCUUGCCGUCCUCCAUUUUAGGUCAUGCGAAGCACACGCUCCUGAAGGCUGCCUACUCUUAUUGGAACGUUGCCACCACCGUGCCCUUGCAGGAUCUGAUGUACGAUGCCCUGAUCCUGGCGAAGCAGCAAGACUUUGACGUCUUCAAUGCCCUGGACAUCAUGGAGAACGAGAGUUUCCUGAAGGAUCUGAAGUUUGGGAUUGGCGAUGGCUACCUGCAGUACUACCUCUACAAUUGGAAGUGCCCUCGGAUUGAGCCAAAAGGGAUUGGCCUAGUCCUGCUCUGAGGGUCGGUGAUGAACCACGAGACACUGAACAGCCAUGUUUUGCUUGAGCUUUGUGGUUGAAACCUGUUGAAACCAGG
This is a messenger RNA of Cladocopium goreaui, 2897 nucleotides long. The record is from the annotation of a GenBank genome assembly. NCBI's taxonomy places the organism in Eukaryota, Dinophyceae, Suessiales, Symbiodiniaceae.